Molecule: messenger RNA, 2950 nt
Organism: Dothidotthia symphoricarpi CBS 119687
Lineage: Eukaryota; Fungi; Ascomycota; Dothideomycetes; Pleosporales; Dothidotthiaceae
Product: HCP-like protein
Exons: 3
Coding region: 232-2784 (850 amino acids)
Biological process (GO): ERAD pathway
Cellular component (GO): endoplasmic reticulum membrane
Molecular function (GO): protein binding
Source: RefSeq, a predicted model, not a curated record
CGGCCAACAACCUCCCGAGAGUGAAGAGCACGACGCUGCAAUUCCUCGUGACAGCAAACGUCAAGGAAUCGGACCGCGCAUGACGUAGACGCCGAUUGGGUUAGCGCCUGAAUGCAUGAGGAAAGCUGGCCUCAGACAAUCACCCCACACGCUGGUAAAGUCGCGUUGGUCUUCCUUCCUUUGACAUGACGCGAUGAUUUUCUUUUUCUUGAGAAUCUCUCACAUUGACACAUGCCCAAGAUGAGGCCACGGUCGCAGCGGUUCAUACCGCUCUUGUUACUAGUUGUCCUGUCACUAUUCCUAUCCCUCGGCCUGGCGCAACACGAUGACAACGACCGCUCGCAUUCGCAGCAGAAGCCGCUUACGGGAGACGAUGCUUGGAAGUCGACAUGGGGGAGCGCCAAAGAGGGCGCAGAUGCACACCAUGGAGCAUCGGUUUAUGAGGAAGCUAUGACGCUGCUGCACAGGAUCAAGCCCGCCUCGGCGCCAUGGUACAACUUCGAAAAGAAAUCUGGUAUCCUCGGAUCCAGCGCAUACUACGCCAAAGAGGUCUUCUUCCUACUCUUCAUGAAUGGACCACCACAGCAGGAACUCGUAACGACGAAUGCGCAACCAACGAAGCUCGGCCAGCCUCUUUCCCGAGCUGUCAAGCUGCUGGAGGAGGCAACUGCGCAGCAAAGCCCCGACGCCUUGUUCACACUCGCUGAGAUGAAUUUCUAUGGAAACUACACGCACCCGCGCAACUACCCCGAAGCCUUUCGACGAUACCACGAACUCGCAACGCUGAACGGAAACGCCUCGGCACAACACAUGGUCGGAUUUUUGUAUGCUACUGGCCUCGGCGAUGCCGUGAAGCAAGACCAGGCAAAGGCAAUGCUGUACCACACACUGGCUGCGGAAGGCGGGGACGUGCGAUCAGAAAUGACCAUCGCGUACCGACACUCAACUGGAAUCUCGACACCACGGAACUGUGAGGAGGCUGUGCACUACUACAGAGAGGUUGCGAAGAAGGCAAUUGUUUACAUGCGAUCUGGACCACCAGGUGGACAUUCAAUGCCUAGGGACUCAUUCAAGAUCGCCGAUGAGGAGGGUGGCGUAUAUGGAGAGGGUGCGAGUGUAAGCAGCUCAGGACAAAACGCCAAAACGGGCAGUGUUCACUCCGACGCCUACUCCUCGCUGGACGACGUCGUCGAAUAUAUGGACCUCCAAGCUCGAAAAGGCGACGCGAGAGCCAGUUUCAAUCUUGCCAAGCUCAACUACGACGGCGCUCGCACAUCGAAACGGGAUUUGCCAGCGGCUAAAAAACGCUUCCUCGAACUUGCCCGCAUGAACUGGACAAAAGACGGGAAAACGAAGCAGAACGUGUCGCCCUUGACCGAGAAGUUGGCGUCAAAGGCGGCUGGAUAUCUUGGGCGCAUGUUCCUCCGAGGUGAGGGUAUGCCGCAAAGCUUUGACAUUGCUAGAACCUGGUUCAGACGCGGCAUCGAGCAUGGCGACGCCUUGUCUCAAUACUCGAUGGGAAUCAUGUAUCUCAACGGAUUUGGGGUGCCCAAAGAUGCUGUCAAGGCUGCAGAACUGUUCGGAGCAGCUGCGGAUCAGGAUCUCGCGGUAGCGCAAGUUCGACUGGGAGCUUUGUUUCUUGACCAAGGCGAUGUUGCGACUGCCAUGAAAUACUUCGAUCUAGGAGCGCGACAUGGUCACCUCGAGGCCUACUACUAUCUUGCAGAACUCACACACAAGGGCGUCGGGCGCGAUAAGUCUUGUUCAGUCGCAGCCGCUUACUACAAGAUCGUAGCGGAGAAGGCUGAACUUAUCUCGACCUCUUUUCCUGAAGCAAACGAAGCUCACCUCAAUGGCGACCUCGAAACAGCACUCGUCGGUUACAUGAUGGCCGCGGAACAAGGGUUCGAAAUCGGACAGGCGAAUGUGGCAUAUCUCCUCGACCAAGUCAAACCACGCUUCACAUUCAACUCACUCAUUCCAUUUAUGAAGAAGAAAGCCUCACUCGCCAGCGAUGCUGUCCUUGCAUUGAUCUACUGGGCACGAUCCGCCGAGCAGAAAAACGUCGAUUCGAUGGUCAAAAUGGGAGAUUACUAUCUCCAUGGCCUCGGCACGCCUCCAGAUUCCGAAAAAGCUGCGGCUUGCUACCAGGCUGCGGCCGACACCAUGAAAAGUGCACAAGCCAUGUGGAACCUGGGAUGGAUGCAUGAGAAUGGUAUCGGCAUCGACCAGGAUUUCCAUCUUGCCAAAAGACACUACGACUGGGCGCUAGAAACGAACCCUCGCGAGGCCUACCUGCCGGUCAGAUUGGCGCUGUACAAGCUAAGAUUCCGAAGCUGGUGGAACACUGUUACGAACGGGGACAUCAAAUCCAUCCAAGAAGAACCAGUCGUUAAGAAAAAGCGCACCCUCACUGAAUGGCUGAGCGCCUUCUUGGAAGCCGAACUUGCAGGCUGGGAUGAUUAUGAAGCCGAUGACUACGACGAUACACAUGUCGGCGACGACUACUAUGACGACGAGAUCGACUCCGACAUCAUCGAGUCUCUUGCCAUUCUAGCGCUUAGUGGAGCACUAGCCUUUUUGCUGUACUACCGAGCGCAGCGACAACGGCGGCAGGAAGAGGAGCGAAUCAGACAGCAGCAGCAACAGCAGCAGCUGGACCAGGGAAUAGUGCCUAUUGCUCAAGAGCAAGCGCAACCACAGCCUCAACAAGACCGAGGGCUGUUUCCCAAUCCAGGUGAUCCUGAUUUUAUGAAUUGGGUUGCUGGUGGAGCUGGACAUUAAGUUGUCUUUUUACCACUUUUUAGAUGCAUAGAGUGGCGUUUUACGAGACAUACAUGAGCGACUUUUAUGGGCGAAUCAGGAAUGAUGCGUUGGUGAAAGCCGACGGUGGAGACGCAAGACCAUCCAAUGAUAUGUUAUGCUGAAUAUUAUUCCAUCAGAAGUGUCC